CUGCUGAGCAGAACGCUUAUCAGUAGGAUAGGUUGUACUGCGUUGUGGUUUCGUCUUGUGUUUCGGCCGCGCUCGUGCAGGCAGCUGGGGGUACGGCGGAGUAACGAGAUUUUAACCACCGCUUUAAAAGUUUAUUCGAAGAAGAUGGAGACAGAGCAGGAAGAGGUUGAAUUCACCAACACAGAGACCAACGGUGAGUUGGAUGGAAAACGUCCAGCAGAAGAUAUGGAGGAGGAGCAGGCUUUCAAAAGAUCUAGAAACACAGAUAUGAUGGUAGAACUACGUAUUCUGCUUCAGAGCAAGAAUGCUGGAGCAGUAAUCGGCAAAGGAGGAAAAAAUAUUAAAGCACUUCGGACAGACUACAAUGCCAGUGUUUCAGUCCCAGACAGCAGUGGCCCCGAGCGUAUAUUGAGCAUCAGUGCAGACAUCGAAACAAUUGGUGAAAUACUAAAGAAGAUCAUUCCUACUCUUGAAGAGUACCAACAUUUCAAAGGAAAUGACUUUGAUUGCGAGUUAAGGCUAUUGAUUCAUCAAAGUCUGGCAGGAGGAAUUAUUGGUGUCAAAGGAGCAAAGAUUAAGGAGCUACGAGAGAAUACACAGACCACCAUUAAGCUCUUCCAGGAGUGUUGUCCUCAUUCCACAGAUCGCGUCGUGCUCAUUGGCGGAAAGCCAGACAGAGUCGUUGAGUGCAUCAAAGUUAUUCUAGAUCUGAUAUCGGAGUCUCCUAUUAAGGGGCGUGCACAACCCUAUGACCCCAACUUCUACGAUGAAACUUACGACUACGGUGGUUUCACAAUGAUGUUCGAUGACAGACGAGGACGGCCAAUGGGUUUUCCUAUGCAUGCCAGGGGAGGCUUUGAUCGGAUGCCUCCUGGGCCUGGUGGUCGUCCCAUGCCACAGUCAAGAAGAGAUUACGAUGAUAUGAGCCCAAGGCGAGGACCGCUUCCACCUCCUCCAGGUCGUGGAGGCAGAGGUGGCAGUAGAGCCCGCAAUCUUCCACUACCACCGCCUCCGCCACCUAGAGGAGGGGAUCGUAGAGGAAGGCCUGACCACUAUGAUGGAAUGGGAGGAUCUGGAUAUGGUCGGGGGUCUUAUGGUGACCUUGGUGGACCAGUCAUAACAACACAAGUGACCAUUCCCAAAGAUUUGGCAGGGUCAAUUAUUGGAAAGGGUGGCCAGAGGAUUAAACAAAUACGUCAUGAAUCUGGUGCGUCUAUCAAGAUUGAUGAACCUUUGGAAGGAUCAGAUGACCGGAUCAUUACCAUCAUAGGCACCCAAGACCAGAUCCAAAAUGCACAAUACUUGCUUCAGAACAGUGUGAAGCAGUAUUCUGAAGAUUAUGCUUAUGGGUUUUGACUUCUAAACAUUUGAGAGGCACAUGCUCAAGGUUUCUAAUGCAUAAGUGGAUUCCAAAAUAUUUUGUUUAGAACAGCUACAGUGAAAAAAAUCCGGAAUGCUUUUCUUCCCCUUCCAUUGUUCACGGAGUACAAAUCAAGAUCUCCGAUCUUUUGGAUGCAUUUGUUAAUAGUAACCUGCACAUCUAAGAAUCCAGACCGUGGAGAAUGCCUUCCUCCAAGAAUACUGUACAGAAUUUAUAAAGCUGAAAGGAAUAUACUCUCGUAACGUUCAGGAUCUCUUUCCCCCUCCCCCUGCUAAAUUCACUUAUUCUUCCUUUUGAUUAAACUCCGCGUUAGCUUUACUGUGCAAACCUGAAAUGGGAUAACUUUAUGUGAAACUUUGAGAAGCAGUUAAGUUAAAGUUGUUUUAAACUUUUUUUUUUUUUUUUUUUUUUUGGUGUCCUAAGUAAAGCCUGUUUUCCUUCUGAAAUGUCUAACGUUGGCGGGGAUUGGGGGUUGUUCACUGUAACUGUGCAGAAUGUACACACUGCUGUUUUUAUCACUUUUACAUUGAUUUGUUGUAUCUGAAUUUAGUCAUCUGUGUAGUGUUUGAGAUUUGAACAGCUGUGCUCUCGGUUUUUAUUGGUAUAAUUAAACUUUAAAGAUUUUUUUUUUUUAUCUUUAUUUCUUAGUUGUAGCUAAGCGAACAGCAGAAUUGUUCUCUUCCUCAACACAUGGAAUAGUUAUUGUCCAAUUCUUUAGCAGUUAGUAAUUUCGUGUGCAAAGUUUAAAUAGGGGCUCUAGUUGUGUGCAAAUUUGAUUGUUUUUUUUAAUCCCUGUGUAAUAGAGACUGGAUGCUUGACUUAAGAUGCCACAAACGCUUAGGGAUUCAUUAAGAAUACAUGCAAUAAGAACUGCUUUUUUCACUUGUAGAACACAGGAGUUUAACAGAUGACUUUUGCAGUAAGUGGCCUGCACCAGCGCUGCUUUAACAUUCUCGUUCUUUGCUACACAAUCCAGCCUUUAUGCUUUAAAACUAGACAAAUGAAUGGUGUUCAAACAAAGGUGUCUGAUGAUUCCCCCCCUCUUUCUAGAAAUGUUAAAUGUUUAUUGCUCUUCAGUUCUAAAACGUAAUUGAAUUGAUUAAAUAAAUUUACUUCAAUUUAAGAA
Molecule: messenger RNA, 2507 nt
Organism: Spea bombifrons (plains spadefoot toad)
Lineage: Eukaryota; Metazoa; Chordata; Amphibia; Anura; Pelobatidae
Gene: HNRNPK
Product: heterogeneous nuclear ribonucleoprotein K
Exons: 15
Coding region: 145-1356 (403 amino acids)
Biological process (GO): regulation of transcription by RNA polymerase II; regulation of mRNA splicing, via spliceosome
Cellular component (GO): cytoplasm; nucleus
Molecular function (GO): mRNA binding
Source: RefSeq, a predicted model, not a curated record